UGGGCAUGGGGCGCUCAUUGAUAUGGAGGAGGGCGAGCCGAGCGCCGUGGUGGAGUUCUUCACGAACGCGCUCAGUGGAGGUGUCAAGAGAGAACAUAUGCAAGAAGUCCGAAUGAUGAAGACAAUGUUUCCGCGCAGCACAUUGCGAGUGUUUUUUGGUCAUCUACUGUCCCUCGGUCCGAAAUCCCGUCGACUCCUUCGACAUUUGAUAGACGACCCUGAGGCUGUAAUGAAGCUCCUUGAUAGCAUCGUCGAAGAGAAGGAUGAGACCGGGUCCCUAACGCGUCUGCUGGUUGCCAAGAUUUUCCUCGAACGUUUACACGAAAAAGAGCGCCACCAGCACGUGAUGACUAUUGACAGUACUUGUACUAACACCAGUCCGACGCCAAGGAGGAGGGCAAGCGCUGCAAGAAGGCUAAGAAAACGAUGCCACCGGCGACAUCAGAUCGAUUCGGAACAGGAAGAUGAAGAGGAUGUGGACAGUGAGAGUGACGAUGGCCACGUGCCCGCCCCUCCGCCAGGAGCCACCUCUGCCUUUAUGGAGCGGAGGGCUCUGGGUCUAGAAAAUUCCGAGUCCGACUUGUCUCCAUUCGAAGACUUCGUGCAGACUCUAUGUGUAUGUUUCGAAGCGGACGAAGAGAAAGCAAAGGAAAAGCGGUUUCUGCGCCGUGCUGUUUCGGAGGCGUAUGAGCACGAGUAUGUGGCUCAGAAGCGAAUACAGCAGGCGCACUCAGGCGUGCGCGAUUCCGCGACCGUUCUUGCUGAGUACCUGAGGGAAAUACAGGGUGCGCUCCGGCAAC
Molecule: messenger RNA, 800 nt
Organism: Amoebophrya sp. A120
Lineage: Eukaryota; Dinophyceae; Syndiniales; Amoebophryaceae
Source: the annotation of a GenBank genome assembly